This is a messenger RNA of Mus caroli (Ryukyu mouse), 3603 nucleotides long. RefSeq names its product phosphodiesterase 4C (gene Pde4c). NCBI's taxonomy places the organism in Eukaryota, Metazoa, Chordata, Mammalia, Rodentia, Muridae. The record is from RefSeq and is a predicted model, not a curated record. Gene Ontology annotation, molecular function: 3',5'-cyclic-nucleotide phosphodiesterase activity. Gene Ontology annotation, biological process: signal transduction.
CCUCAGUCUCAGGCUGUUUCUGUCCUCUGUCAGGUGUAAACACAUUAACAAGUAAACCUUUGCCUGGCCACUCACCCCUCUCCUCCCCUCCCCCUCAGCCCUGUUUUGGUCACACACUUGGGCACACACGCACCUCCCUGCCCUUGUGGUCACCCUGCCCUUACCCCCUCCUCCAGUCCUGAGGGUGCCUCCUGGCUCGGGUCUUGUUUGGUGCUCAGUUAAAGAACUCAGCUGGGAGUGGGACAGGACCGUCUGUCCUCUGCUCCUGGGGAGGCCACAGAGCACACUCACAGCACAGGUCCCCACAGGAGCAGCUGGAAGUGAGUACCACACCUAUGUCAGUGUGAGAAGGCCUACCUCUCAGGAAACUCGGCUCUCAGAAACCCACAAAGCGCAAGAGUCCCUCCGGGAGCUGAAUGGUUCUCCUAGGUGACCUGGACCCAGGAUUCUAGUCCCUAGGACUGGCCAAGAAGCCUGCACCAUGAGGCGGAGUGGCACGGCCCUGUCCUUCCUGUGGACUGAGCGAGUCCGAGAGCCAGUGGAUUCUGGAAUGGCCCCUGUCAGCCCCCUAGGUGGGGGUGUGAUCCUGAGACGUUUCUCAGGGACCCUGCUGCUGCCUCCACUGUCCAGCCGCCUGGGGUCCUCUGGGGAGGUGGAGUCUGCUGCCCACGUGGUCUUCACGAUUGGAACUCAAGGGACACAGAGAAACCUUGGCUCAGCUCAGAGCAGCUUUGACCUCGAAAAUGGGCUCCCGAGCGGCAAGGGUCUCCUAGACGCUCAGUCCGGGCCGAGUCUCGGCCGCGCCCUCCAGCCCCCUGUCCAUCAUGGCCAGCGGCGUGAGUCCUUCCUGUACCGUUCGGACAGCGACCAUGAGCCUUCACCCAAGGCUGUGUCCCGGACCUCCUCGGCGGCCAGUGACCUACAUGGAGAAGACAUGAUUGUCACGCCCUUCGCCCAGGUCCUGGCCAGUCUCAGGACGGUCCGUAACAACGUGGCUGCCCUUGCACAUGGCCCGGGCAGUGCCACCAGGCAGGUGCUCCUGGGAACCCCUCCGCACAGCAGCCAACAGGCAGCUUCAGCAGAGGACUCUGGGCUGCAGCUGGUGCAGGAGACACUGGAGGAGCUGGACUGGUGUCUGGAGCAGCUGGAGACACUGCAGACUCGUCGCUCAGUGGGCGAGAUGGCCUCCAACAAGUUCAAGCGCAUGCUCAACCGUGAGUUGACUUACCUGUCGGAAACCAGCCGCUCAGGGAACCAGGUGUCGGAGUACAUCUCGCAGACUUUCCUGGACCAACAGGCUGAGGUUGAGCUGCCUAAGCCGCCCACGGAAGACAACCCAUGGCCCAUGGCCCAGAUCACUGAGCUGCGUAGGUCUUCCCACACCAGCCUUCCCACAGCUGCUAUCCCACGCUUUGGGGUCCAGACAGAUCAGGAGGAGCAGCUGGCUAAGGAGCUUGAAGACACCAACAAAUGGGGACUUGAUGUGUUCAAAGUGGCUGAACUGAGUGGGAACCGGCCUCUCACAGCUGUCAUAUUCAGCGUCUUCCAGGAACGGGACCUUCUCAAGACGUUCCAGAUCCCAGCAGACAUGCUGCUGACGUACUUGCUGACACUAGAGGGGCACUACCACUCCGACGUGGCGUACCACAACAGCAUGCAUGCUGCUGAUGUGGUGCAGUCCGCGCACGUGUUGCUGGGCACCCCAGCCCUGGAGGCUGUGUUCACGGACCUAGAAGUUUUGGCAGCUAUCUUUGCAUGUGCUAUACACGACGUAGACCACCCAGGGGUCUCCAACCAGUUUCUCAUCAACACCAACUCAGAGCUGGCACUGAUGUACAAUGAUUCAUCGGUGCUGGAGAACCAUCACCUCGCGGUAGGCUUCAAGCUCCUGCAGGGGGAAAACUGCGACAUCUUCCGGAACCUCAGUACCAAGCAGAGACUGAGUCUGCGCAGGAUGGUCAUAGACAUGGUGCUGGCCACAGAUAUGUCUAAGCACAUGAGCCUUCUGGCCGACCUCAAGACCAUGGUGGAGACGAAGAAAGUGACCAGCCUUGGCGUCCUGCUCUUGGAUAACUACUCUGACCGCAUCCAGGUUCUCCAGAGCCUGGUGCACUGCGCCGACCUCAGCAACCCCGCCAAGCCGCUACCCCUCUACCGCCAGUGGACGGAGCGCAUCAUGGCCGAGUUCUUCCAGCAGGGCGACCGGGAGCGUGAGUCGGGUCUGGACAUCAGCCCCAUGUGCGACAAACACACAGCCUCGAUGGAGAAAUCCCAGGUGGGAUUCAUUGACUACAUCGCUCAGCCAUUGUGGGAGACAUGGGCUGACCUAGUGCACCCCGACGCUCAGGAGCUUCUGGACAUCUUGGAAGACAACAGAGAGUGGUAUCAGAGUAGGAUUCCCUGCAGCCCUCCACACACCAUGGGCUCGGAUAGGUUCAAGUUUGAGCUGACCCUGGAGGAAGCAGAGGAAGAGGAGGAGGAGGAGGAUGGAUGGCAGUGCACAGCACUGAACAGGGGGUCCUCAGAGUUACCCAGCACUUAACUCCUGUCCUCUAAGGCCAGCCCAGAGCCCAGGGUCUGCUUUGCCCAAUAAGAGUUGGGCUAGCCUAGUGUGGACCGUGGAGUCCUGGUCAAGCCAUGGGCACCCAUGGGCACUGAUGACAUUCCACCAGUCAACGAGGACAGCCAAGGUUUACACAGAGCCAAGCCUGAAGGAGGCUGGGACCAGCUCUGCCCACAAGCUGGAAUGGCACCAGCCCUGGGCAGCGCCGACUCCUGCAUCUCAGAAGACGGACUUAGACUCAGCUGCAGUCUGCACGUCAACUUCAGCACAUGCAGUCGGACUCUGCGUUAUGGUUCAGUUGGUUUCUUUUUUGACACUAAAGAUGGAACCAAUGUUGCCUUCACCAGUCCAGCUGCAAGCCUUUACUGAGUCCCUCAGGGGAAUCCCUUUCGUAAAAUGCAGGCGGGGAACACUUCCCACUGAGGUCUGGUGUCUCCUGACACCAUUGGCUGCACAAGACUCUUCUUAGAUACCGGGAGGUCGGUGACCCUCCUAGAAGACCACUGCAGGCCUCAGUCCUCCCAUCAAUGAGGAUCCCCGUCUCCGACAAGAUUGGGCUUCUCAAACUGUGUGCUGGUGCACCUCUUUUCACCAUAGGCAUCCCCCAGACUUGGGGGGUGGGUGGAGACAGCUGGUUCAGGCUGGGCAGCCUGACUAGAAAUAAAAAGAGCUGGAGUGGGCUGGAAAGAUUUCUCAGUUUUUAGGAGCACUGACUGUUCUUCCAUAGGUCCUGAGUUCAAAUCCCAGCAACCAUGUGGUGGCUCACAAUCAUCUGUAAUGGGAUCUGUUUUUUGUUUUGUUUUGUUUGUUUGUUUGUUUUCGAUACAGUGUUUCUCUGUGUAGCCCUGGCUGUCCUGGAACUCACUCUGCAGACCAGGCUGGCCUCAAACUCAGAAAUCCACCUGCCUCUGGCUCCCAAUGGCUGGGAUUAAAGGCAUGUGCCAUCACCACCGUGUGGCCUGAAAUGGGAUCUGAUGCCCUCUUCUUUUGUGUCUGAAGAAAGCAAUGGUGUACUCACAUAUAAUAAAUAAAUAAAUCUU